This is a messenger RNA of Sphenostylis stenocarpa, 1233 nucleotides long. The record is from the annotation of a GenBank genome assembly. Lineage: Eukaryota; Viridiplantae; Streptophyta; Magnoliopsida; Fabales; Fabaceae.
AUGGGAGUGGAUUUGAGACAAGUGGUGGCAGGUGUCCUCACCCUCACGAUGUUUGUCAUGCUUGGAAAUAUGAUCAAAAGAGACCACUUUGAUUCACUUCAAGAAAAGCUUCCAGGAGGAUCGGAAGAUUCCAAUUUUGAGAAUGCUAAGUUUGAUGCUACUCACGUAAAAAAGAAUAUAGGACUUUGGAAGGGAGACGUGGAUGACCUAAAACCGUGUUGGGUUAAGCCAUCUGCUGAUGAUGUGGAACAGACUGAAGGAUUUGUUACUUUUGCAUUAACCAAUGGCCCAGAAUACCAUAUUUCUCAGAUAGCAGAUGCAGUGAUUGUUGCUAAAAGUCUAGGGGCAACGCUUGUGAUACCUGACAUCAGAGGAAGCCAACCUGGUGACAAGAGGAAUUUUGAGGACAUUUAUGAUGUCGAUGUGUUCAUGAAAAGCAUGGAAGGGGUGGUCAGAGUGGUAAAGGAUCUUCCUGCUCGAAUAUCAACACGGAAUAUUGCUGCUGUGAAAGUUCCUAAUCGGGUUACAGAAGAUUACAUAUCUGAACAUGUGGAGCCAAUAUACAGAACAAAGGGAAGUGUAAGACUUGCAACUUACUUCCCUUCAAUAAACAUGAGAAAGGCCGGGAAAAAAGGCGACACUGAUUCUGUUGCAUGCUUGGCAAUGUUUGGAAGUUUAGAGUUGCAGCCAGAAAUGCAUGAAGUGAUUGACUCAAUUAUUGAAAGACUAAGAACCUUAAGCCGAAAUUCAGACGGUCAAUUUAUAGCUGUGGACUUGAGGGUUGAUAUGUUGGACAAGAAGGGAUGCCAAAACAGUGAUAAUGAUGGGGAGAAAAGCUGCUACAAUGCACAAGAGAUUGCAGUAUUUUUGAGGCAGAUUGGUUUUGACAAGGAGACCACAGUUUAUGUGACUGAAUCAAGGUGGGAUAGCAGCCUUGAUUCUCUCAAGGAUUUGUUUCCUAAGACGUACACAAAAGAAGCCAUCAUGCCUGCGGAUAAGAAGAGAAAGUUCCUGGAAUCUGAAUUUGAGAAGGUGAUUGACUUUUAUGUUAGCGCAGAGAGUGACGUGUUCGUUCCGGCAAUUUCAGGUCUGUUCUAUGCAAAUGUAGUUGGAAAGAGAAUAGGUUCUGGAAAAACACGCAUAUUGGUUCCGGCUUUAUCUGCUUCAGCCUCCAAUUUUCUCUCUCCUUAUGUCUCCAACAAAAACCACUUUGCUUAUUCUUGUUACUGUUAG